AUGUCGACUCGCUCACACCAGGGCUGCUGGACUUGUAAACGACGGCGACGUCGCUGCGAUAAUGCGCGACCAUCGUGUCGAAACUGUUCCGAGCGUGGAGCUACAUGCGAGGGCUAUGAAGUUCGGCUUAGAUGGGGUGCAGGGAUCGCAUCGCGCGGUCACUUUACUGGUGCAGAUAAACCAGUCAAGAAUUCUGUGCCGCCAAGGCAGAGGGGGAGACAGAGGGAUCUUAGUCGGGAGAGAAAACGGCGAGUGGAAUUGGAGAGGGACUCUGCUUUGGAUGGGAGUCGGGAUUCAGAGCUGGCGGUGUCACAGGGGGUGGUUGAAGAUGAGGUUCUUUUCAAUGAAUUCAUGAAUAACGGCAUUAAUGUGCUUCAUUCGACAACAGCACGAGAUAGCAUGCUUCACCCACGUCUCCCGCAGCUUUGUCAGGAAUCCGGCGCCUUGUCUUCUAUCUGCAUUGCAUUCCAACUCGCACUAUCGAGCACAGACUCGUCCCAGUUCUGCGAGUAUUUUGACACCGCAUUAAGGACGUUUCGAUCAGAACUAGCGUGCAGCACAACCCUAUCCGAUGGGACGUUGACCUCAGGGCUGCUGCUGUGUAGCAUUGGCUUGAUGCACGGCCUACCCUGGACUAUGCAUUUAGAGGGUAUGCAUAACAUCUUACAGAGCCAUGGCCUUGAUGAUUUGCACCCCAAACCUACGCAAACUCACUUCCGUGUCCACCUCCUCGAGGUGAUGGGGGUGAUGGACCUGACCUGCUUUUCUGUCGGUCGUCAAGUUCCGGAGAUUGGUAUCUGGCGUCGGUAUUGCCAACCCGCGACACCCAGGUAUGGUAUUGAGCCUGUCAGCGGCCUCCCUCGUACACUGCUUGAUCUCUUUGCUGGGAUCGGGGUAGAGACUACGGAGCAGAGUCUAUGGGACUGGCCUGGCGAGACCGGGAGCUUUUUACAGUGUUAUCUGUGGGAGGCGCAUCGACUAGCUGGUAUCCUUACUGUCCGACAACGAGCUAACAUUUCUUCUACUCUUAUUCCCAAAAACAAUGUCUCGACAUGGCGGCAGCCUGCCAAGUGUCCAGCAGAUACAUCCGCUCUCGUUGCGCGGGUCUUGGCUAGUCUUGACGCCCUCCGUCUCGCAUCAGCUGAGCGCCCAACGGAAGAUAUCUUCAUCAAGAAUGCAAUCCUGUUUCCUAUGUUUGUCGCUGGAUUGGAAGUCGGUGUCCUAUGUUGCAAACCGGAAUGGCAGCAAACCAUUAGAAAGGCUUUGCUAGACUCGCAUCAAUGUGAAAUUCUUCUCAGUCUGCUGGAAGAGUUAUGGCGGAAGGAAGAUCCAAAUCUGAAUGUGCACGAGUUAGCUCGACAAAGAGGUCUGGAGAUUGGUUUGCUGUGA
Molecule: messenger RNA, 1389 nt
Organism: Penicillium coprophilum
Lineage: Eukaryota; Fungi; Ascomycota; Eurotiomycetes; Eurotiales; Aspergillaceae
Product: Zn(II)2Cys6 transcription factor
Exons: 4
Coding region: 1-1389 (462 amino acids)
Biological process (GO): positive regulation of transcription by RNA polymerase II
Cellular component (GO): nucleus
Molecular function (GO): zinc ion binding; transcription cis-regulatory region binding; DNA-binding transcription factor activity, RNA polymerase II-specific
Source: RefSeq, a predicted model, not a curated record